AUGGCCCGGAACACAUUGUCCUCGCGCUUCCGUCGAGUGGACAUCGAUGAAUUUGAUGAGAACAAAUUCGUGGACGAGCAGGAGGAGGCGGCGGCGGCGGCGGCCGAGCCAGGCCCGGACCCUAGCGAAGUGGACGGGCUCCUGCGGCAAGGGGACAUGCUUCGGGCAUUUCACGCAGCCUUACGGAACUCCCCCGUCAACACCAAGAAUCAAGCUGUGAAGGAACGGGCCCAGGGUGUGGUGCUGAAAGUGCUUACAAAUUUUAAGAGCAGCGAAAUUGAGCAGGCUGUGCAGUCACUGGACAGAAAUGGCAUCGACUUGCUAAUGAAGUACAUUUAUAAAGGGUUUGAGAAGCCCACAGAAAACAGCAGCGCAGUGUUACUCCAGUGGCAUGAAAAGGCAUUAGCAGUAGGAGGACUAGGCUCCAUUAUAAGAGUUCUUACAGCAAGAAAGACUGUUUAA
Molecule: messenger RNA, 462 nt
Organism: Sus scrofa (pig)
Lineage: Eukaryota; Metazoa; Chordata; Mammalia; Artiodactyla; Suidae
Gene: ARPC5L
Product: actin related protein 2/3 complex subunit 5 like
Biological process (GO): Arp2/3 complex-mediated actin nucleation; regulation of actin filament polymerization
Cellular component (GO): actin cytoskeleton; Arp2/3 protein complex
Source: RefSeq, marked provisional